This is a messenger RNA of Pestalotiopsis fici W106-1, 1110 nucleotides long. RefSeq lists its product as uncharacterized. Lineage: Eukaryota; Fungi; Ascomycota; Sordariomycetes; Amphisphaeriales; Sporocadaceae. The record is from RefSeq and is a predicted model, not a curated record. The coding region runs from base 1 to 1110 and encodes 369 amino acids. The transcript has a single exon.
AUGAAGUCCACCACUGUUGCCAUUGGCCUUCUCGCCGGCCUCGCCUCGGCCUCCUACAACCACCCCCGCCACUUCCACGCUCCGGCUCCCUACUACCGCCGUGACAACACCACCGCUGAGGCCGCUGCCUCUCAGACCACCCUGACCGUCCAGGUCACCUCGGUCUACACCGUCACCAGCUGCGCUGCCACCGUCACCAACUGCCCGGCUCGCAACAACACUGCCGCCAUCACCGAUGUUGCUGCCACUGACCUGACCACUGCCGUUGUUACCAAGGUCAUUGACCUGACCACCACUGUCUGCCCCGUCACCGCUGCCGAGUCCGUCUCGUCCUCGGUUGUUGAGGCCCACAGCUCUGGUCUCAUCCCUGGCUCGACCCACGAUGUCACCCCUACUGCCACCGGCGACAACUCUGCCGUCACUGAGGUCUCCGCUUCCGUUGGCACCACCGAUGUUGCCUACACCGUUACUGUCGGCCCCGAGAGCUCUCGCUCUGUCAUCACCACCACCGUCAAGUCGACUUACACUGAGCAGGUGACCGUUACCAAGACCAAGUCUUCCGUCACUGCUGCCAGCAACUCGCCCGAGGACACCACCAGCGAGGGUACCACCACCACCACCUCCACCAGCACUGGAACCCGCACCGUCACCAUUUCCAAGGUCUCUUCCACCGCUACCGCUACUGCCGUCUCCACCGGAACCAGCACCAGCGACAACUCCGCUGUUGGCUCCGACUCUGACUCCGAGUCUUGCCCUGAGGCCGUUACCGUCACCGUCACUGCCGCUGCUAGCACCGUCUACGUUACCCAGACUGCUGCUUCUGGCUCCGAGUCUUCGGCUGCCGCUGUCGUCUCUGACGCCGCCGCUGCUACUUCCUCUACUGCUUCUUCUGCUGCUGCCACUACCACCUCGGCUGGCAGCACUGAGAACUCCAGCGGUUCUGACGACUCUUCCUCCUCUGACGAUGAGGAUGAGUGCGACGCCGAUGACAGCGACGAUGUUGUCACUGCCACUCAGGUCGCCACCGUUGUCCCCUACCCCGUCGCCUCUGGCAACGGCACCUUCCCUGCCCCCACUGCUGUCCCCUCCAGCUUCCUCCGCCGCCACUAG